AAUGCCAUUGAAUAUAUUCACCCUGAAUAUUCAAUCCCCAAAGGCAUAUACACAUCAUGGAGUCCCAAUUAUUGUUAGUGGAGUUGCACAGGUGAAAAUCAAUUCCCAGAAGGAAGAAAUGUUGAGGCAAGCAUGUGAACUAUUUAUGGGAAAGAAAGCUGCAGAGAUUCGUGGCAUUGCUCUAGAAACAAUGGAAGGCCACCAACGUGCUAUACUUGCAAGAAUGACUGUAGAGGAAAUUUACAGGGAUCGAAAAAAGUUUGCCGAGAGUGUUUUUCAGGUUGCCUCUGCCGACUUGAUAAACAUGGGGAUAUCUGUGAUUAGUUACACACUAAAGGACAUCAGAGACGACGAGGGUUAUCUAAAGGCAUUAGGCAAGAGCCGGACAGCAGAAGUCAAGAAAGAUGCUCGCGUAGGAGAAGCUGAGGCAUCCAGAGACUCUGGGAUUAAGACCUCGUUAGCAGACCUCGCGAGAUUGGAAGCAAAGUACGAGAACGAUACAGAGAUAGCUCGACAGAGUCGCGACUUUAAAGUUAAAGAUGAAACUUAUAGACGCGAAAUAAAAACUAAAGUCGCCACGGCUGAGUUGGCUUACGAUUUACAAGUUGCUAUUACUAAACAAACCAUAAAAGAAGAAGAGAUGGGAAUUAAGAUCGCAGAGAGGGCUCAAGAGAUUAAAGUACAACAAGAGGAAAUUUCAAGACGAGAGAAAGUUCUAGAAGCGAACGUUAAACUUCCUGUCGAUGCAAGUAAAUAUGAAAUGGAGAAAAUGGCAGAAGCUAAUUUACGAAGAGUUACCUUAGAGGCUGAAGCCAAGGCCGAGACUAUCAGGUUGAAAAACGAGGCACUGGCGUACGUCAUUGAGGCGAAGGGGACAGCGGAGGCUGAAAAUAUGGUAAAAAAAGCCGAUGCUUGGAAACAAUACGAGGAUGCUGCCAUUGUUGAUAUGUUUCUGGAGACGCUUCCUAAGGUGGUAGCUGAAGUUUCUGCCCCAGUAACGUCAUGUGAUAAGAUCACAAUGGUAUCUAUAGGAGAUGGUCCAAUUGGCAUUCAGAAAAUGACCAGGGAAAUACUGGGUGCUGUAAGAGACCUUCCUACGGAGAUGCAUGACUUGACUGGCAUCGAUAUUACCAAGGUAACGAAUGAUUUAGUACUGAGUAAUAAAUAG
Dendronephthya gigantea is the source of this 1168-nucleotide messenger RNA. Its product is annotated as flotillin-1-like. The record is from RefSeq and is a predicted model, not a curated record. The coding region runs from base 2 to 1168 and encodes 388 amino acids. Gene Ontology annotation, cellular component: plasma membrane. NCBI's taxonomy places the organism in Eukaryota, Metazoa, Cnidaria, Anthozoa, Malacalcyonacea, Nephtheidae. The transcript has 10 exons. Gene Ontology annotation, biological process: protein kinase C signaling; positive regulation of cell junction assembly; positive regulation of endocytosis.